Cercocebus atys (sooty mangabey) is the source of this 4370-nucleotide messenger RNA. It is a transcript of the gene CCR6, whose product is annotated as chemokine (C-C motif) receptor 6. The record is from RefSeq and is a predicted model, not a curated record. Gene Ontology annotation, molecular function: C-C chemokine receptor activity. NCBI's taxonomy places the organism in Eukaryota, Metazoa, Chordata, Mammalia, Primates, Cercopithecidae. The coding region runs from base 1672 to 2796 and encodes 374 amino acids. Gene Ontology annotation, biological process: thymocyte migration; positive regulation of dendritic cell chemotaxis; immune response. The transcript is spliced from 3 exons. Gene Ontology annotation, cellular component: membrane.
UUUCAGGUUGGGGUGAACUACUGGGGAGCAGUGCCCCGGGGCUCCUCUCAGAUGGAAGAGGGAAAGGUCACCCAGGGUGAAGGAAGUUGUGAGCUCUGUUAGAGGAAAACAGCCAGGACUUAGUCAGGAGAGGCUUUGUUUGGAAGGAUUGUUGUAAGGCAGGGGAAGGGAUGAUGGAAGCAAGAGGAUCCCAUGACUGUACGUCUGCAAGCGCUUCAAAUAGAAAAGGCCCUUCUUUUAUCCAGUAAGGAGAAGCCACUGGGGCCAGCAGGGUCUUUGGAGGAGACCCUGUACAAGCCCAGGAAAAUGGCCAGUGGGGAUGAGCAGAACACAGGUCCUGCUGUGUCCAGCUGGCUCCCCAGAGAGAUGACAAGAGGUACACUCCAGCUUCUCAGGCUCGCUCAGGCUUGGGGACGUGGAGCUCAGGGCUCUGCAGGAAGGAGAGACCCGGAUAAGGUGUGGUCAAGACAGAGCAGAUCUGGGCAGCAGUCAGUGGGGCCUUGUGGGCAGCCUGGGGUGGGGAGGCACAGUGCACUGGAAGGUGGAGAAAGUGUGAGUCCAUCAGCCUGGCUGCGAAUUGAUCAUGAACCUCUAGUCUGUAAAACUUUUGUUAUUUCCUGAGAUGUGGUUCACAACAACCCAGGUGUGAACAACCUUAUGAUUCUAGGGUUCUUUUCUAUUGUUUUAAUCACUUGCAUCUAAAAAUAAAUUUCUGAGUGACUUGUCGUCAGCUGUUUUUCUUGAUAUGUCUAAUGACGGGGCAGCGACCCCCAUUGUCACCCAGAGAUUAUGUCUCUGUGCCACAUGAAGAUUAGGUGCCCCGCUUUUGAUUGAGGGGCUCAUCUGUUGGUCUCAAAGUAUCCGGUAAUAAUAGCUGAUAUGCAUGGACAACCACCUCUCCUCCAGGCGCUGUUCCUGGGCUUCCGUGGAUGGGCCUGGCUAUUUCUCGGAACUUUCUGAGGUUAGAGCUGUCAUGGUCUUUCUUCUAAAAGAGGAAACCGAGGCUUGCUGGGGCUCAGUGGCCCUUCUGUGGCUGCACAGCUUUCGGGGUGGAGCCAGGACUGACUGACUCCAAACAAAAGUGCUCCCGACCCAGCUCUUUAACUCACACGGCCUCUUCCAAACAUUCCCGAAUCUUCCCAGUCGGCUUGCAGACACUCCUUGCUCCCAGGAGGUAGUCGGGUAAAGGAGUAUGAAAGUUUGGUUACAAACUCAUUGCUGCAAAUUCAAAACCCACACAAAGGCUGUCUUCCUCUGGGGAGCUACAAUGUCUCCCUCUUUCUCACCACUUUACCAUUGGUUGGGCUUUGAUUUCAGGGAUCCUACGAUUACUCAAUACCCUACAGGAUAUACAUGGUUAACCAUUUGCAUUUGGGCAAAUAGGCGUUACUUUUCAAUAGGAAGUGGCGAUCCAGAACUUGCUUUUGGGCAAUUCUAGUAGCUCACAGCUUUUUUCUUAAUGACCGCUAGAAGCUGCAUCUUGUUAACAGAUGGUCAUCACAUUGGGGACCUGGAAUCAUCAGAUUGUGAGGCUCGGAGUGAGGCUGAAGGGAGUGGAUCAGAGUACUGCCUGAGAGUCACUUCCACUUUCCUGCUACCACUGCCUGUGAGCUGAAGGGGCUGAACCAUACCCUCCUUUUGCUACAUCCAGCCUGCAUUUUUUUGCCCACAAUGAGCGGGGAAUCAAUGAAUUUCAGCGAUGUUUUCGACUCCAGUGAAGAUUAUUUUGUGUCAGUCAAUACUUCCUAUUACACAGUUGAUUCUGAAAUGUUACUGUGCACCUUGCACGAGGUCAGGCAGUUCUCCAGACUGUUUGUACCGAUUGCCUACUCCUUGAUCUGUGUCUUUGGCCUCCUGGGGAAUAUUCUGGUGGUGAUCACUUUUGCUUUUUAUAAGAAGGCCAGGUCUAUGACAGACGUCUAUCUCUUGAACAUGGCCAUUGCAGACAUCCUCUUUGUUCUUACUCUCCCAUUCUGGGCAGUGAGUCACGCCACCGGUGCGUGGGUUUUCAGCAAUGCCAUGUGCAAGUUGAUGAAAGGCAUCUAUGCCAUCAACUUUAACUGCGGGAUGCUGCUCCUGACUUGCAUUAGCAUGGACCGGUACAUCGCCAUCGUACAGGCAACGAAGUCAUUCCGGCUCCGAUACAGAACUCUGCUGCGCAGCAAAGUCAUCUGCCUUAUUGUGUGGGGAGUGUCAGUCAUCAUCUCCAGCUCAACUUUUAUCUUCAACCAGAAAUACAACACCCAAGGCAGCGAUGUCUGUGAGCCCAAGUACCAGACCGUCUCGGAGCCCAUCAAGUGGAAGCUGCUGAUGUUGGGGAUUGAGCUACUCUUCGGUUUCUUUAUCCCUUUGAUGUUCAUGAUAUUUUGUUACAUGUUCAUUGUCAAAACCUUGGUGCAAGCUCAGAAUUCUAAAAGGCACAAAGCCAUCCGUGUAAUCAUAGCCGUGGUGCUUGUGUUUCUGGCUUGUCAGAUUCCUCAUAACAUGGUCCUGCUUGUGACGGCUGCAAAUUUGGGUAACAUGAACCGAUCCUGCCACAGCGAAAAGCUACUUGGCUAUACGAAAACUGUCACAGAAGUCCUAGCUUUCCUGCACUGCUGCCUGAACCCUGUGCUCUAUGCUUUUAUUGGGCAGAAGUUCAGAAACUACUUUCUGAAGAUCAUGAAGGACCUGUGGUGUGUGAGAAGGAAGUACAAGUCCUCGGGCUUCUCCUGUGCCGGGAGGUACUCAGAAAACAUUUCCCGGCAGACCAGUGAGACCGCAGAUAACGACAAUGCGUCGUCCUUCACUAUGUGAUGGGAAGCUGAGUCUCCCUAAGGCAUGUGUGAAACAUACUCAUAGAUGUUAUGCAAAAAAAAGUCUAUGGCCAAAUAUGCAUGGAAAAUGUGGGAAUUAAGCAAAAUCAAGCAAGCGUCUCUCUUGCAGAACUUAAUGUGCUCAUGGCUGUGUGAUCUCUUCAGGGUGGGGUGGUCUCUGAUAGGCAGCAGCUUCCAGCACACUUUACAAGGAAUGUUUUGUAGCUCUGGGGUAUAUAUCUGCCCGGGCGUUUCACAAAACGGCCUUUGGGAAAUGCUGAAUUAAAGUGAAUUGUUGACAAAUGUAAACAUUUUCAGAAAUACUCAAGAAGCGGUCACAGAUCACAGUGUCUUUUGGUUACAACACGAAAUGAUGGCAUGGUUUGAAAAACUAAAACAGAAAAAAACAAACGGAAGCCCACACAUCGCUCAUUUUAGGCAAAUGUUUAAACGUUUUAUCUCUCAGAAUGUUUAUUGUUGCUGGUUAUAAGCAGCAGGAUUGGCCGGCUGGUGUUUUCUCAUUUCCCUUUGACACGGGCAACAAUCUGACCCUGUAAAACGGAGGCGGAAAGACAAGCUCAAAUGUUCACAACCUGGAAGCGCUUCAGGAAGAUGGGGACAAUGGCAGAACAAGUGUUGGUGACAAUCGUCACCAACUGGAUAAAGCAGCUCAGGUUGUAGAGGGCCAUUAGGGAAGUGUCAGUUUGCUUUUAUUUCCCUGGGAGCUGUUCUCUGUCAUGAGUGACUCUUUUCUCAAUGUCCGUUAGGCUGAGAGUGCUACGAAGACAGGAGCUAGAAUCAUCUUGCUCACGGCUGUCCUCUGAGUGCCUAGAGGGGUUCCAGCAAACAAAAUGGACUCAACAGAGAUUUGAUCAAUGAAUUGUAAUGAAGUUGGGAUUUAUUGUACAGUUUAAAAUGUUAGAUGUUUUUAAUUUUUUAAAUAAAUAGAAAUUUUUUUUUUUUUUUUUUUUUAAAGAAAGCAACUGUACUGAGACAAUGUAGAAAGAAGUUUUGUUCCAUUUCUUUAAUGUGGUUGAAGAGUAAUGUGUGGCUGAAGACUUUUGUUAUAAGGAGCUGCAGAUUAGCCAGGGGACAGCUGGAAUUAUGCUGGCUUCUGAUAAUGAUUUUAAAGGGGUCUGAAGUUUGUGAUAGAAUCAGAUUUUAACAAUUCUCUUCAAUGACAUAGAAAAUUCAUGGAACUCAUGUUUUUAAAGGGCUAUGUAAAUAUAUGAACAUUAGAAAAGUAUCAACUUGUGUUACAAAAAUACAAACACGUGUUAGGAAGGUACUGUCAUGGGCUAGGCAUGGUGGCUCAUGCCUGUAAUCCCGGCAUUUUGGGAAGCUAAGACAGGCAGAUCACUUGAGGUCAGGAGUUCAAGACCAGCCUGGCCAACAUGAUGAAAUCCCCUCUCUACUACAAAUACAAAAACUUGCUAGGUGUGGUGGUGGGUGCCUAAAUCCCAGCUACUUGGGAGGCUGAGGCAGGAGAAUUGCUUGAACCCAGGAGGCAGAGGUUGCAGUGAGCUGAGAUUGUGCCUUUGUCCUCCAGCCUGGGUGACAGAGCGAGGUUCCGUC